Molecule: messenger RNA, 1643 nt
Organism: Erigeron canadensis
Lineage: Eukaryota; Viridiplantae; Streptophyta; Magnoliopsida; Asterales; Asteraceae
Product: F-box/FBD/LRR-repeat protein At1g13570-like
Exons: 4
Coding region: 315-1520 (401 amino acids)
Molecular function (GO): protein binding
Source: RefSeq, a predicted model, not a curated record
GAGAUACAGUCAUACAGAUACAUGUUAAUUACCAUAUUGCCCCGAAUAUCCCGAAUCACUCCCAUAUCUUUGAGAUGAAUAUAUAAUUCUCCCUGCUGCUUCUCUUGUUCUUUGUAUAACAAAUGAAGCACUUUUCCAUUCCCCGCUAAUUUUUCCCGCUUUUAGGGAUUUUCAGUCGUUUGAUUUUGUUUACACCACAUCCUACCAUAUAUAGAACCCACCAUGACUUUUCAUUUUACAACACACCGCACAGUAUUAAUUCUGCCCGCCAUCUGUUUGAUAAAUUGUCUCAAAGAAAGAAAUUGAAGAGGAUAAUGGAAGUGGUUCAUCAUCGUCGGGGAGGCGAUGAUGUUAUAAGCAGCAUGCCAGAGAAUGUGAUCGCUAAUAUUAUGGAUUGUUUGCCACUCAAAGAUGCGGUGGCGACUAGUAUUUUGUCACCAGGUUGGAGGUUUAAAUGGACCCUUGUUACCAAACUCAUACUUGAUGCAGCCGUCAUUGAUAGUUUCCCUGGAGAUUUUAAUAAAAGCGAUAUAAGUAGACUUCUCCUUCAUCUUAAACAAGUUACAAACUUUGUCCUCACUAUAACCAGUGACAUCAAAUUAGAUGAUGCGGAUAUGUAUCAUUGGGUUAUGUUACUGUCCAGAAUACGAGGAUUUAAGGAACUCACUUUGAUAAAUUUUUGUGAAACACCACUUAAGUUGCCUUCCUAUCUUUUCUCUUGUCUAGACUUAAAGCAUUUGGAGCUUUAUCACUGUGUUUUAUCUCCCUCCCCGUAUUUUCGUGGUUUUCCAAAGCUAUUGAUCUUAGGGUUGCAUGAUGUAACCAUUCCAGACCACACAUAUGGGGAAUUUAUUGCCCAGUGUCCCUUACUUGAGACCCUCCAAAUUUGGAAUAACAACCCUGUAGGGGAAGUAAAAUUGGUUGAAAUUGCAAAACUCAAAAAUCUGAAGGUGUUACGCCUGUCAUUGUGUUUGCUUCAAGAUAUGACCAUGGUCAGACUCUCCACUGUCUUCCAGCAUUUGUCUCUUCUCCCAAAACUUCAGGAGCUUUAUCUAAGAUUUGAAAACUGUGAGUUCUUGCCAGAAGACGUUGCUCAAACUGCGGUCUUCUCUGCCUUUCCUUUCCUAAAGUCUCUUAGAUUAUACCAUAUGGAUUUUAGUAGUGUCUCCAUGUUAUCAUGUGCUUUUGGGAUGAUUUUUGGCUGCACAAAUUUGCAGAACCUUGAUAUCAGGGCUAUGUACAAGAAUGAUGUCCCACUACCUACCAUAUUUCCUUCAGAGGUAGACUGCAGCACGAUAGGGAAGCUGCAGCUUCAAAAUGUGAAGUUAGUAGGGAUAAAAGGUUUGGAAAAUGAAGUAUAUUUGAUUAAUUAUAUACUGGCUUGUUCCCCCAUGCUAAAGAGCAUUACGAUUCUACUCGACAAGUCCAUAAGGAACAAUGUCAACGAGAAGCAUAAGCUUGCUAACAAGUUGUUGAAGCUCCGUCGAACGUCUCCAAUAGCUGAAGUAGUCAUCUUCUAGUUUGUAGUGUAUUCAUGAACUAAUGUUACCUUUCCUGUUGCUUUCUAUUAAUUUUGUGACUUCUGCGCAUGACUUGCCUUUUCCAGCGACUUGUCUAUUUUAGCAAAACUACUGUUUUGAGUU